UAGAUUAGUUAAGAGUCACCUCCUGUUUAGCUUCCUCGAUAAAACACACACACACACACACACACACACACACAUACGAGAGGAACUAUGCUUGCGCUAUAGCCAGCUGAUCGCUUCGUUCAGAUCAGAUCAGAUCACGCAACGUCUAAGAAGAGUUCCUCGUGUAGACCGAGCGCUUCUCUGGGAUUGGAGGAUCGAUCCGGUCUGUGCGCCCUCGCGCCGCACCGUGACAUUGGCGACGCCGUGCGCGCUACAGACUGGCGGGCUGCUGCUCGGGCACUAUGGAGGAGAAAGCAAAGAACCAGGACGGAGCCAAGGAGCACGACGCGACCUCUGCAUCUUGCCAGCGGAGGAUAUGGAAGAAUUUCCAGGACAGAACCAGACCGUUUCUCAGCCCUAAACUGGGCUCGGAAAGACGCAGCGCGGACGGCAAGAAAGAAAGCGGCUUGUGGAUGUUCAAGCGGAAAAAGAAACCGGUCCUGGACCGAAUCUUCUCCUCCUCUCAGCCGAACCUGAGCAGCUCGAGUCCCGCGUCUCUCCAAGGCGACAAAGCGGAACCGGGCUGCAGCGGAGGAGGACCGGGGAGGUCGCCGCUCGCUGCGCUGGAAGGAGCCGCUGCAGUGACACACAUUUACACACACGAGGUUUCGGUAUCGGCCCACAGCAGCCCGCGGCUCAGUGUGGCGCAUUUAACCGCGUCGCAGCCCAAAAGCUCGUCCCUGGGCUCGGCGUGCUUCGAGACGCUCGUGCUGGAUUCGGCGGUCGCUUCCGGUCAGGGCGAGCUGAGCAAGAACACAAGCGAUUCGGGCAUCAACACCGUAGGGCCGAGUAAUGCAGAUCCGCCUGCCCUCAUCAGCCCCGGGAUGUACCAACUGGAUAUCGUGCUGAAGAAGGGUGUCAAUCUUGCCAUUAGGGACAGAGGAGGCACCAGUGACCCUUACGUGAAGUUUAAGAUCACAGGGAAAGAGGUUUUCCGCAGCAAGACCAUUCAUAAGAACCUGAACCCGGUGUGGGAUGAGAAAGUCACCCUGCUGGUGGAUAAUAUAAGAGAACCACUCUAUGUUAAGGUGUUUGACUAUGACUUUGGGCUGCAGGAUGACUUCAUGGGCUCUGCAUAUCUAUACCUGGAGUCCCUGGAACAACAUAGGCCCCUGGAUGUGACCCUUGACUUGAAGGAUCCCCACUAUCCUGACCAUGACCUGGGCUCUCUGGAACUGGUGGUCACUCUCACUCCUAAAGAAGGGGACUAUAGGGAAGCUACCAUGCUUUUGAGAAGGAGUUGGAAAAGAUCCAGUAAGUACCAGAGUCUGAGGUUAUCAGAUGUCCACAGGAAAGCCCAGCUGUGGAGAGGAAUCGUCAGCAUCAGUUUAAUCGAGGGUCGUAACCUCCAGCCGAUGGACGCUAACGGCUUAAGUGACCCGUAUGUCAAAUUCAGAAUGGCUCACCAGAAGUACAAAAGCAAGACAAUACACAAAACAUUGAACCCACAGUGGAGGGAACAGUUUGAUUUCCAUUUGUACGAUGAGGAAGGCGGCUUUAUUGACAUCACAGUGUGGGACAGAGACGCCGGCAAGAAAGACGACUUCAUGGGCAGGUGUCAGGUGGAUCUCUCUCUCCUGUCUAAGGAGUGCACACACAAGCUGGACCUGCCGCUGGAGGAGGGCGAGGGCAUGCUGGUGCUACUGGUCACCCUGACCGCUUCGGCUGCCGUCUCCAUCUCAGACCUUUCUGUCAACAUGUUCGACGACCCGCAUGAGAGGAGAGAGAUUCUGCACAGAUAUAGUCUGCUGAGAUCCUUUCACAACAUUAAAGACGUUGGUGUAGUGCAGGUGAAAGUCAUCCGGGCAGAGGGACUGAUGGCAGCUGAUGUUACAGGCAAGAGUGACCCCUUCUGUGUCGUGGAGCUCAGCAAUGACCGUUUACAGACACACACCGUGUACAAGAACCUCAACCCAGAGUGGAACAAAGUAUUCACAUUCAACGUGAAAGACAUCCACUCCGUGCUGGAAGUUACGGUCUAUGACGAAGAUCGGGACCGAAGCGCUGACUUCCUGGGCAAAGUUGCUAUUCCGCUGCUAAGUAUCCAAAAUGGUGAACGGAAAGCUUACGCCUUGAAAAGCAAGGAGCUGACAGGGCCAACAAAAGGGGUCAUCUUUCUCGAAAUAGACGUGAUUUAUAAUGCUGUUAAAGCGGGACUCAGGACGCUGAUACCCAUCGAGCAGAAAUACAUCGAAGAAGAACCUCGAGUUUCCAAACAGUUGCUCCUGCAGAACUUUAACCGAGUGAGGCGCUGCAUCAUGUUCCUCAUUAACACUGGCUGCUACAUCAACAGCUGCUUCGAGUGGGAGUCUCCUCAGAGGAGCAUCUGUGCCUUCAUUCUCUUCAUAUUGGUGGUGUGGAACUUCGAGCUCUAUAUGUUGCCCUUGGCUUUGCUGCUCCUGCUGGCCUGGAACUAUGUCCUCAUCGCUUCAGGAAAGGACAGCAGACAGGGAGACAUGCAAGCGGUGGAGGAUUUGCUGGAGGGUGAGGAUGAGGACUUUGACAGAGAUGACAAGGACUCAGAGAGAAAAGGAUUCAUAGACAAGUUGUAUGCCAUUCAGGAUGUUUGCAUCAGUGUGCAAAGUGCACUGGAUGAAGUGGCCUCCUACGGCGAGAGGAUAAAAAAUACUUUCAACUGGACUGUGCCUUUUCUCAGCUGGCUGGCCAUAGUGGCACUGUUUGGGGCCACACUUAUAGUUUACUUCAUUCCUCUCCGAUACAUCAUCCUGGCCUGGGGGGUGAAUAAAUUCACGAAGAAGCUGCGAGACCCAUACACCAUUGACAACAACGAGCUGCUGGACUUCCUCUCCAGAGUGCCCUCCGAUGUGCAAGUGGUGCAGUACCGAGAGCUGAAACUGGAUCCAAGUCACAGCCCAAAUAAGAGAAAGAAAAAUAACCCAGGAUAGCUCUGUUCCUUCUCCCAUGGACUCAGAUUUAGCAUGCCAAGGACCGGCACUGAUUUGGACCGGCUAGGUGUACUUCCUUCCUUCCUCCCGCCCGCCCCCCACUCUCUCGCUCUCUCUCUCUUUCCCCCCCAUCUCUCUCUAAUCCUCUGUUUCUCGACAGAGGAGCACAAAUGGUGAAUGUGAAAACAGAGGAGCACUUUUAAUUAUUACCAUGAGGGUUCCCGCCAUACUUGUUUACUUUUAGUGCAGAGGAGAGUGUGAAAAUCUCUUGACCCCUUUUAGAGUCGUACGGCAGGAGCAAUUUGUCACUGGCUGGCAUCAGGCAGAUGGCUCUAAAAGCCAAGGUGUCCUUCCAGCGCAGCAGAGAGAGACCAGAGACAGGGAAUGGCUUCAGCCACAAAUAGCAGGAUCAGCUGAUAAUACCGCCAGCCGCAGUGGCACAUCACGUCUCUAUCUUGGAGGGAAAAUAUGAUGGUUAGGUUGCAGUUUGCACCCUGUAAUUUCUACAGUGCGGUAAGGUUGUGCGCUGAAACCCGACAUCCUCCAGAGCAGUUAUUAGAGUUGUCAGCUAAGCCUCUUUACAGUUCGAUUUAUAGCUGUAACUAAAGUGUUUGGGGAGGAAAAAAAAAAAAAAAACUGCCUGGCCCAAGAGUCAGUAUUUAUUCAUCGGGGAUAUUUGUUUCAGGUAAUCAGGUUAUUUAAAGGAUAUGAAUGAUGCAUGCUUGGGUUAUUUGUGGUUAAGAAAAAAGAAAAGACUGGCAUGUUUACAGGAGGCAUAUUAGUUUUGGUGACAAAAUCCAUUUUGGUUACUGAACACUAGCCCACACUAAAUCUUUUCCCUGCCUCUCUCAAGCCACGUUGCAGUGUGUCCAGGUUACCACGAGGUGCCACCCUGCUAAUAUGGAUGUCACACUCUGGGUGGGCAGAAUCAUGGGUGUGCUAAUCAAUUUACAAAGGUGUCUCUUUCCACUGUUCACUGCAGAUUCAGUUUCCAACAACAAUAAUAGAAAGCCAAACGUAGAGGAGGGCAGCUUCGUGGGUGCCUUCAUUGUAGGGAAUAGCUUUCUUGAAAAUGUCAAUAGCGUGUGACAAGCUGCUUCAGGGACUUGGCAGGGGUGCGGCGCAGGGCAGGAGUUUACCACCGUCGGUGUUGGGGGAAGACGACCAAGAGGGCAUAGCAUGCCCUUUUUUCUCAACCUCUUCCCAUCAUCCCUUUUAGAAUUUGGCACGCCAUGCUUUUUCCUCUCCUUCAUCCACUCGGUUGAGUGAGAGGUCAUGGCUCGGCCUGUAGGGAACCUCCUGAGGGAUCUCUACUGAGCAAGUGUUGAAAGAUCACAGCACCAUCAGAGGAGGUUUGUAUUCGGCUUCGGCCCCUCCAUGAGGAGUUCGUGAAAAAGAAAAAAAAAACCCCCCAAAAAAACAACUCUCCUUAUGGCUGCUUUUCUAUAAGCACAUCUGACAUAUGGAAAGACCAUUGAUUAGUUUGAAAGCGUUUCCUUACAAAGACAACACACUCCCCACUGACCAAGACACUGAUAGUACCCAAGUGAUCUCCAUUAAAAGAAAGGACCACUUUCCUGAAGAACUGUUUCUGCCGAAAGGGAUGAUUUUUCUAAGCCUGGAUCUGUAUGUGCUGUUCAACUUUUUUUUUUAAUUUAUGUUUUUUUAUCGUCGAGUAGAUGUAGAUGUGUCGUGCGGCUUUGGCAUCUCCCAUCCAAAAAAUGUUUUUAGUUUUCAUGAUGUCUGCAAGAAAACCAAAGUGGAAAUUUUUAACAUUAUCGAUGUAGAAUGUAAUGUUUCCAUAAAAUGCAAAAAGGGAAAAAAAAAAAAAAAAAAAAAGGUUACGGCACUUUUUAUUUGCACUGAUUUUUAAAUCUGUUUAUUCAAGUUUUGUUUUCAAUUCAUGUACUGUAAAUAUAUAUAAUAUGCUUGUAAAUGGUCAGAUAUUUAUGAUGUAUAGCUCUAGAUGUGUCUUUUCCCUUAAACAAAAUAGUUGUGCCUAUUCCAUCGUCACUAAGCUCCCAGUGGUUGGAUGCGGUGGGAACGAAUGCAGGUAAAGAUGUAAUGGGAGAGCACUGCUAGAUUAUUUCAGUAAAUGUCUCAGAUUGACUGUCUUUUAAUUUUAAGAAAGAGUUAUAAAGAUUAUUAAAUAUUUUUAUCAUC
Molecule: messenger RNA, 5108 nt
Organism: Clarias gariepinus (North African catfish)
Lineage: Eukaryota; Metazoa; Chordata; Actinopteri; Siluriformes; Clariidae
Gene: mctp1a
Product: multiple C2 domains, transmembrane 1a
Exons: 21
Coding region: 282-2945 (887 amino acids)
Biological process (GO): regulation of neurotransmitter secretion
Cellular component (GO): synaptic vesicle membrane
Molecular function (GO): calcium ion binding
Source: RefSeq, a predicted model, not a curated record